This is a messenger RNA of Triticum urartu, 1083 nucleotides long. Lineage: Eukaryota; Viridiplantae; Streptophyta; Magnoliopsida; Poales; Poaceae. The record is from RefSeq and is a predicted model, not a curated record.
AUGGGCAACAGAUCGUCUUCCUCAGCUAAGCCUGGCCAGUCUCCGUCCGAGACGGCGUCGAGAUGCCUCACGGAGAGCUUCACGGGGACCCACGAUUUUGAGAUUAUCAACUACUCGCUGCUCGUUGGCAUGGGCGUCGGCAAGUUCGUAAGCUCGAGCACAUUCUGCGUCGGUGGCUACAACUGGAAUAUCAGGCUCUAUCCAGACGGAGUCAUGAAAGACUACGCCGGCAAAGGGUCAGUGUUUUUGCACCAUCUCUGCUCACCGGAUUCAAAGGGUGUGAGGACAAAGUUCACAUUAAGCGUUCUGGAGAAACACGGCCAAGUAACCAGGGCUCUAGUCGACCACAUCUUUCCUCGAGCUCAUACUAGUGACGGUUUCGGCUACACCAGAUUCUUCGACAAUUCAAAGCUGAAAUCAAUGCCAGACCUCUACUAUGGCUCAUUGACCAUAAGGUGCGUACUCACCAUCAUAAAAGAAUCUCGCACGGAGCUUAAGACGAACCUUGCCGUGGCUCCACCGUCGAAUCUGCAAGAGCAUCUCCGGCACAUGCAUGUGGAUGGAGAUGGUGCAGAUGUGACAUUCAGUGUUCGCGGCCAAUUGUUCAAUGCCCACAGAUGUUUGUUGGCUGCAUGGUCCCCGGUUUUCAAGGCAGAGCUCUUCUGUCCGAUGAAAGAAAACUCAACUCGGUGCAUCGAGAUUGAUGACAUUGAGCCACAAGUCUUUGAGGCCCUUCUUCACUUUAUAUACACAGAUUGCAUGAUGGAUGGUUAUGAAGAAGGCAAAACUGAAAAUCUACAGCACCUACUAGUUGCGGCGGAUCUAUAUGGAGUGGAGAGGUUGAGGGUUAUGUGUGAAGGUAAAUUAUGUGAUAGCGUCGACUUGAAAACAGUCGCGACAACGCUAACAUUAGCGGAGCAACAUAACUGCGGGGUUCUCAAAAAAGCAUGUAUUGAGUUUCUAGCAUCAGGGAAGACACUUGAAGCUGUGAAGAAAACAGAUUCAGAUGUAUUCAAACAUCUCGAGGCAAGCUGUCCUCAUCUCAUGCAGGAGAUUUUAUUCGCAAGGAUGCCUCCCAUGUGA